AAACUCUUUCAUCCGAGGACUUUGCUCAGUCGUCCGAAAAACGCCAGCAUGGGACGAAUAUUUCCGGUUGUGUUGCUUUCUCUAACUUUAAGUCUGGCACAAUUGUCCACUGGCCAGGACAGUACCUGUACCAGUUUGCCUCAGUACAACGACGAGACCACGAAAUCCUUCAUAAAUGACCAAAUUCCAAUCGCCGAUGAAGAGUUCGAUUUCAUUAUUGUUGGAACGAGUGCUCCAGGAUGUGUGCUUGCCAACCGUUUGUCGGCGAAUGAAAACUGGAGGGUUCUAGUGCUGGAACCGGGAUCGCCACCGUCUUCCUUUUUCGAUAUCCCGAAUGUGGCCCAUUUGGUCAGCGAAAGUUCCUUUGUCCGUUCGCUCUAUACGCCUCCGAAUGAUUAUUCAUGCCAGGGUUUCAUCAACAAGCAGUGCCGUAUUAUUGUCGCCAAAGGUAUCGGUGGGGGUACCAACACUAACUACCAAUUCUACAACAGAGGAAAUCGUUACGAUUACGACCGUUGGGUGGCAUACUCGGAGAGUGACGAAUGGGACCUGGAUGCAUUGCUUCCGUUUUUCACGGUUUCUGAGAACGCCAGUCUUACCGAAUUCGAAGAUCCGUUCUUCCACGGACGUGAAGGACCUUUGAGAGUGCAAAACCUUCCAUACAAAUCGCCGGUUUAUGACAUAAUGAUGCAAAGUGCAGCCCAAGCAAAAAUCGCUAGUGUCGAUUACAACGGCCAUAAUCAGUUCGGAUUCUCACCGGCCCAGGUCAUGUCGGUCGGUGGCCUACGAUCCUCGGCAUAUCACGCGUUCCUAGAACCAGUUCUCCAAAGCCGACCCAACCUUAAACUUAUCUCGAAUGCUUCUGUUCGUAGGGUACUUUUUCAACCAGAAAGCAACAUUGUUUCCGGAGUGGAGUUUUCAUUCGGGGAUCAAAUAUUUAAUGCCUAUGCUCAAAAAGAAGUUAUCCUCUCGGCUGGCGCAAACAGUUCUCCUAAAAUUCUUCUUUUAUCGGGAAUCGGACCUCAAGAUGAUUUGAGCGAAGUGGGUAUACCUGUACUCAAGGAUCUUCCAGUUGGAAAGUCGUUGAUGGAUAAGGUAGCGUUCAAUGCUCUAUCGGUGCGAUUGGACAAGUCUUCGUUUCCUGCUGAAUAUGUCAAUGGUCUGACCGCAGAUGAUGUCAAUCAACUCGGCGAAGGUGGCGGACGACUUACCCUGCCUAACAAUAUGGAAUCAAUUUGGUACCUCAGUACUAGAACCGAUCGUCAACCAGAUUAUCCUAACAUAGCAAUAUUGCCUGACGCUGGAUCUUCAACGCAAUAUUUCUUAGAUUCAGAUAUGCAGAAAAUGGCAAGUAUUGAACCAGGUUCGGUUUCAAUUCCUCCAGAUGAUAACGCUUUUUAUGUAAAUUUGUUUACCACGUUAUUGCAUCCCAAAUCAAGGGGUUACAUGAAGCUGCUAUCAUCAGAUCCAGAUGCUGAUAUUCUGCUGGAUCCAAAAUAUUUAUCCGAUGAAGAAGACGUCGAAAACUUGCUGAAAGGAAUCCGGAUUGCAUCCAAGCUUUUGAAUAUGCCUGCCCUGCAAGAACGCGGAGCUGCACUGGUACAGAUCUAUCCAGCGAAUUGUCCUCAAUCCUUGGAAUUCGAUAGCGAUGACUAUUGGCGAUGCGUGAUUCGCUCGUUGGCAAUGUCUGCACGAUCAUUUAGUACAACCUGCCCAAUGGGGCAGAGCUCCAAUCCCGAGGCGGUUGUCGACAACUCGUUCCAAGUGCAUGGCAUUGACAAGCUACGGGUUGUAGAUUCCAGCGUCAUUCCUGUUUCGAUAUCUGCAACAACCGACGACGUCCUCAUGUACAUGUUGGGCGAGAAGGCAUCCGCAGCUGUGGUGACUAAACAUCUUCCUGUUAUAAAAAAGAAAGUAUCUCAGAAAAAACCCAAAAAUUGAUAAAGUGAAAUUACUUAAGCGGUUAAAAUGUCGGUUCUAAACAAAUACAUUUGGUACUCUUGA
This is a messenger RNA of Uranotaenia lowii, 2004 nucleotides long. Its product is annotated as glucose dehydrogenase [FAD, quinone]-like. Gene Ontology annotation, molecular function: flavin adenine dinucleotide binding; oxidoreductase activity, acting on CH-OH group of donors. Bases 49 to 1941 code for a protein of 630 amino acids. The record is from RefSeq and is a predicted model, not a curated record. Lineage: Eukaryota; Metazoa; Arthropoda; Insecta; Diptera; Culicidae. The transcript is spliced from 3 exons.